Molecule: messenger RNA, 2141 nt
Organism: Chaetomium strumarium
Lineage: Eukaryota; Fungi; Ascomycota; Sordariomycetes; Sordariales; Chaetomiaceae
Product: glycoside hydrolase family 30 protein
Exons: 4
Coding region: 499-1989 (496 amino acids)
Biological process (GO): sphingolipid metabolic process
Molecular function (GO): glucosylceramidase activity
Source: RefSeq, a predicted model, not a curated record
CACAGCCCUCUCCUAUACUACUGCAACCCGUGCCGAUCCCUGAGCUGCAGAUUCGGACAAUUUAGCCGCUGUCCGCUACCCAUAUUCUGGGACAAAUCGUGGGGAAUCCCUGUAUGUGACUGCAGGGCCGGCUUCUACGAAUUUGGUCCAGUCACAUCGAUACAGACACUACGGAGACUCAGAUUGUUGCCGGGCUGGGCACCUUGCGGCACAAUUUCAAUGAGUUCCCACAAAGAGGGGAUACCUUAUGGGACGAGAGGUGGAGGGGGCUUCUUCGGAACUCGGAGACUACCUACCUUAGGUAUAUGACUACCAGGUAGCAUAUGUAUUCUGACGCGCUUCCCUGACAGCGACACUCGGUUGUCAACCUGUCAGUAAUGCUCCGAUCAAGAGACGCCCUGAGUCGACUGUCUCCCGCAGACCUGUAAGACUUUGAUCUAUUGUCUGCCACGCAAACACUGGUACUGCAGCAGAAGGGUCGGCUUUAGGCAAUCCGCGAUGCUGCCCUCAUUCCUCAUCACACUUCUCUGUGCGGCGGCGGCUGUUCAUGCCGCUGUACGACGACCGAUCUUCCCUCGCCGUCGGCACUCACGGGCGACUAACGGGGCAGCGCGGGCCAUACAGUAUCGCCAGUCCGGGACGACCAUCACAGUGGACCUCUCCAAGACGUACCAGACCAUCGAUGGGUUCGGAACCUCGGAGGCCUUCCAGCGCGCAGUACAGAUUAGCAAGCUCCCGGAGACGGAACAGCGGCGCGCCUUAGACCUUCUGUUCAGCACGACCAACGGGGCCGGCCUCUCCAUCCUACGCAAUGGCAUCGGGUCGUCCCCGGAUAUGAGCUCCGACCACAUGGUCUCCAUUGCUCCCAAGAGUCCCGGGUCGCCCAACAACCCCCUGAUCUACGCAUGGGACGGCUCAGACAACAAGCAGCUAUGGGUGUCGCAGGAGGCUCAGCACACGUAUGGCGUGAAGGCUAUCUAUGCGGAUGCCUGGAGUGCGCCGGGAUACAUGAAGACGAAUGGGAACGAUGCCAAUGGCGGGACGCUGUGCGGGCUCAGCGGCGCGAGGUGCUCAAGCGGAGACUGGAGGCAGGCCUACGCGGACUACCUGGUCAGAUAUGUGCAGUUCUAUCAGGAGGCCAACGUGUCGAUCACUCACCUAGGCUUCAUCAACGAGCCCGAGCUCACAACGAGCUACGCCUCCAUGCGCUUCUCGGCCUCGCAAGCCGCCGAAUUCAUCCGCAUCCUGCACCCGACCCUCGCCAAGUCCAACCUAUCGACGAUCCCCGCCAUCGCCUGCUGCGACGCCGAAGGUUGGUCCAGCCAGGCCUCGAUGCUUCCGGCCCUCCGCAGCGUCGACGACAUGCUAGGCAUAGUCACAGCACACAGCUACACCUCCUCGCCAACCAGCCCAAUGCAAACCCCACAUCGCGUGUGGCAGACCGAGGCGGCCGACCUGAACGGCGCCUGGACAUCUUCAUGGUACUCGCGGGGCGGCGCGGGCGAAGGCUGGACCUGGGCCAACAACGUGUACACGGCCAUCGUCAACGCCAACGCGAGCGCCUACCUGUACUGGAUCGGCGUACAGGCCGGAAACACCAACAGCCACAUGGUGCAUAUCAGCAGCGGGAACAAGGUCGAGGCGAGCAAGCGGCUGUGGGCGCUGGGCCAGUGGAGCCGCUUUGUGCGGCCCGGCGCCGUCCGAGUCGCUACUACUACUAGUACCUCGGGGGGUGCAGGUGGCAAUUUGCGGAUUGCGGGGUUCAGGAAUGUGGACGGGUCGAUUGUCGUUGUGGUCAUCAGCUCGAAUGCCGCGGCUGUGAAUGUGAGAGUUGGGACCGGCGGUGGCGGUGUUGGCUCAGCGAAGGCGUGGGUGACGGAUAAUGCGAGGGAGAUUGGCGAGCUGGCGGCGUCGUUUGCGAACGGCGCGGCGAGUGUGGAUGUGCCGUCCAGGUCGAUGGUCACGAUAAUGUUGUACCCCGGGGAGUGAGGACCGUCAGACUGCGGAGCGAAGUGUUCCAUGUUAUGUAGGUGUUCCGGUAUACGACGGACAGACAUCCUUGGAUAGGGAGAAAGAAGAGAGGCUACCGCUAAUCGAACAUAUGGUCCUACGAAAUCCGCAGAAGGGUUGCGCAUGUGGAG